Phymastichus coffea is the source of this 303-nucleotide messenger RNA. RefSeq names its product SAGA-associated factor 11 homolog. Gene Ontology annotation, cellular component: DUBm complex; SAGA complex. Lineage: Eukaryota; Metazoa; Arthropoda; Insecta; Hymenoptera; Eulophidae. Gene Ontology annotation, biological process: regulation of transcription by RNA polymerase II; positive regulation of DNA-templated transcription. The record is from RefSeq and is a predicted model, not a curated record. Gene Ontology annotation, molecular function: transcription coactivator activity. Bases 1 to 303 code for a protein of 100 amino acids. The transcript has 2 exons.
AUGGUGAUCAUUACGUAUGUACCAAGACUGGACCAAUUGGGCCAACCAAUGAAACUUCCGCAGGCAAAAUGCAGAUGUUCAAACUGCGAACGAGAUGUCGGAGCCAACCAUUUUAGGAGGCGUAUGAAAAAAUGUCUCGGCUUGGAAAUAAAUUCUGCUAGGGCAGCAUCGCGUCGUAGUACCACCACCGUCAAGUACACAGAAUCCGAAACUGUCAGCAGCGACGAUGAGGACGACGACUGGGAUAAGAGUAAGAAACGCAAACAUAAAUCCACGAAGAAUCCAGCCAAAAAUAGGAAGUAA